AUGAACAGGCAACAAGCCCAGCCCCAGCCCCCCCACCGCGUCCCCGCCCAGCACCCGGCGGCCCAGCACCCCAAGGGCCCGCCCCAGCACCGGCACCCCGACGAGCUCUUCUUUUUCGGCACGAACGACCCCCGCCAGGGCGACGUCCUCAUCGGCUUCAGGAACGACAUCCCGGUCCUCUACAGGUUCGACACCAUGGACCUCCCCACCGGGACGCGGACGACGGUCCGGUUCAACGAGCAGCUCGAGCUCGCGCUCCUCAACUGGACGAUGGGCAAGCACAUGGGCUCCCUCGUCCGCAACUUCAACCGCACCGCCGCCGCCAGGGGGUGCGCCCCCCACAGGGCGGCCAGCAACGCGACCCCGAUGGCCGACUACGUCGCGCGGGGCUCGGUGCCCAACGGCAGGCAGUUCCGGAGCCGCGCCGUCGCCCGCAACGAGGUCUUCGAAUGGCGGAGGCUCGGACUCGGGCCCACCGGGCGCCCGGAGCACUACGAGCUCUUUGCGAUCAGCCCGGCCGGGGAGGACAGGAUCGCCACCUUCGCACCCGAUGUGCGGGAGAUCGAGAACCAGGGCCGGUCGUACGCACGCCUCCGGUACACGUUCCCGGACGAGGAGGAGCUCCUCCACGACGCGGUCAUCGCGCUGUGCCUCAAUCGGUGGAUCGACUGGCAGAUCGACUGGCAGGGGAUGUGA
Epithele typhae is the source of this 696-nucleotide messenger RNA. RefSeq lists its product as uncharacterized. The record is from RefSeq and is a predicted model, not a curated record. Lineage: Eukaryota; Fungi; Basidiomycota; Agaricomycetes; Polyporales; Epitheliaceae. Bases 1 to 696 code for a protein of 231 amino acids. The transcript has 4 exons.